Talaromyces rugulosus is the source of this 1548-nucleotide messenger RNA. RefSeq lists its product as uncharacterized. NCBI's taxonomy places the organism in Eukaryota, Fungi, Ascomycota, Eurotiomycetes, Eurotiales, Trichocomaceae. The record is from RefSeq and is a predicted model, not a curated record. Gene Ontology annotation, molecular function: iron ion binding; heme binding; monooxygenase activity. The coding region runs from base 1 to 1548 and encodes 515 amino acids. The transcript has 5 exons.
AUGGGCUACUUAGUACAAGCAAGUCAAUACAUUGCUUAUACGCUAGUCCUUUAUUUUAUUCUGAGCGUUAUAUAUAACCGAUAUUUCCAUCCUCUUCGAGAUUACCCAGGGCCUUUUCUGGCAUCAACAACACGUCUUCCAUACAUCACGGCAUAUGUACAAGGCACAGGCCCUCAAUUUGUAAGGGCCCUUCACGACCGUUACGGGAAUGUAGUGCGGAUCGCUCCUGAUGAGCUUAGCUUUCGAGAUGUGACCGCAUGGAUGGAGAUCUAUGGUGCCCGUUCAUCAAGCAAACCAAGCCUUUUGAAGGAUAUGAGAUUCUAUAAUGUCUCCAGAAAUGGUGUCCCAAACCUUGUGGUUGCCCCGACGGACGAAAUUCAUAAACGUCAGCGACGGAUUAUCUCGCGCGCUUUUUCAGAUGCUGCAUUAAAAGAUCAAGAGCCUCUCCUUCAGUCCUAUGUCGAUCUAUUUCUUGACAGACUUGACGAAAGAGCAAAAACAACCAACGGCAGAGUUACUAACAUUCUGGAAUGGUUUCAUUUCGUUACCUUUGAUUUUAUGACAGAGUACAUCUUUGGAGAAUCUUUCAGCUGUCUACAAAACUGCGAGUACCAUCCAUGGGUACGCGUUAUAAUUGAUACUAUCAAGGCCUGGCCAGUCAUUAGCUCAGCAAAGUAUUUGCCUACUCUUGCGCCUUUAAUACAAAUUAUAGCGCUCUUCUUUUAUCGAGACAUCUUAAGAAGGCGCAGAGAAAGUUUCCAACUUGGAUUGUCAAAGAUAAGAAAGAGACUCGCUCGACAAGAAUCAGGUCACUAUCCUGAUUUUAUCUCUCAUGUUCAUGCCAGCAAAAAAAUUCGAGAAUUAUCGUUAACUCAAGAAGAACUAGACUCGAAUUCUUCGUUUCUGGUCUUAGCUGGGAGCGAAACACUAUCAACUUCACUGUCUGGUUGCACAUAUUAUCUGCUAGCCAACCAAGAUUCGUAUACAAAACUCACCAAUGAGAUACGACAAUCAUUUUCAAGUUUGUCGGAAAUAUCGUUUGCGAAAUUGGCGCAACUGCCUUACCUUGAUGCUGUUAUAAAUGAAACAUUUCGCAUUCGUCCGCCUGCACCCCUUGGAAUGCCACGGUGCGUGCCGUCUGGGGGUUCCAUCAUUUCAGGUCACUAUAUACCGGGAGGGACGACUGUAUCCGUUCCUCAUUGGGCAUCCUACAGAUCAUCUCACCAUUUUACUGAUCCGGAUGAAUUCAUUCCGGAGCGCUGGCUGCGGGGGGGAGGUGAAAGAUUUGUGAACGAUAAUAAAGACAUUUUGCAGCCAUUUUCUGUUGGCCCAAGGAAUUGUCUCGGAAGAAGUUUGGCUCUUGCAGAGUUACGUCUGAUCCUGGCUAAGACUCUAUGGAAAUUUGACAUGGAGUUGUGUGAAGGGAGUUUUGGAUGGGAUAUGAAACAGCGCGCCUUUGUGGCUUGGGAUAACACACCGCUUAUGGAUGGGCUAUCGAGUAGCCUAGGAGACAAGGGUGAAUUCUUAUCUAGGAGAGAUAUGCAGUAA